AUGGCAGAGGGCGUGGGAGCGAAACAUGUACCAGGCCACAGUUUGGCGAAGAACUUUGGCGUUGAGUAUGUGAUCCUCUACUCCUUCGAGGACAAGGAAACGGCAGUUCGCCCCGCCAAGGGCCGCAGUCUUGUCGUCCUCGUCAAGCCCAGGGAAGAUAAGUUGGAAAUUAUGGCACAUAGAUCAAGAGUCAAGGACUGGCUGUAUGGCGUGCGUACAUCACAACCCACCAAAGAUACCCGCGAUACCCAAGGCUCCCCCUGGACGGAAGCAGAGCGCCUUCGCACAAUAUAUGAAAUGAUUACACUCCCUCGUGCCGACGGUGGAGCAGACAUCACUCCAGGAUAUGGUGAGUGGAAGAAUGUCAAGUCGAUAUUCCCACUCCACGACCACGACGUGAACCGUGAAUGGAUCAAGACCUGGAGUCGAAAGACGAUUCUUGACGAUAACGACCUCGAGCAAAUACGAGUUAAGCUGGGAGAGAAAAUUGCCUUCUAUUUCACCUUUUUGCAGACGUAUUUCCGCUUUCUCAUGGGUCCUGCGGCGCUUGGCCUGUUUUGUUGGGUUUUUCUCGGUCAUUUUUCCAUAUUUUAUGCUGUACUGAACUCGUUGUUCUGCCUGGUGUUUGUGGAGUUAUGGAAGCGGCAGGAGGUUGAUCUCCGGUUGAGGUGGCAGGUGAAGGGUGUUUCCGAAAUCAAAGCUAGGAGAAAGGAGUACAAGCAUGACAAGGAGAUCGUUGAUCCGAUCACGGGGGAGAUGGUAUACGUAUUCCCAGCCAAUAAGCGCCUGGUGAGACAGCUGCUAUUGAUUCCGUUUACGAUGGCGGUGGUGGUAGCACUGGGGACUCUGAUUGCGACAUGCUUUGCUAUCGAGGUCUUCAUCAACGAGAUCUACUCUGGGCCCUUCAGAACAUACCUGGCAUUUGUACCUACGAUCAUCCUGUCUCUGUGUGUGCCGACAAUCAGCGCCAUCCUCACCAAGGUCGCGACUCGCAUGACGGAGUAUGAGAACUAUGAGACGCAGGACAGCCACGACAUUGCGUUGACGCGGAAAGUGUUUGUGCUCAACUUUGUUACUUCGUAUCUGCCCAUCUUCCUGACGGCGUUUGUCUACGUUCCCUUUGCCCCGACAAUCGUGCCGUACCUGGACGUGUUCCAUCUUGCUGUCAAGCCGUUCCAACCGGACGAGAAGGCGGCAGCGGCAUCUACCGCGGUGGAGAGUAAGGAGUUCCGCAUCAACAGGUCCCGUCUGCGGAACCAGGUCAUCUACUUUACGGUGACGGCCCAGAUUGUGAACUUUGCACUGGAGACGGUGGUGCCGUACGUGAAGCGUAAGUUCUUCCGCAAGUACCAGGAGAUGUCGGAGGGAAGGAAGAGCAAGGACAACGGGUCAACGCCGGGUCUGAAGGCAGCCCAUGACCUGCUGCAGGACGUGCCGGAAGAGGCAGAGUUCCUGAAGCGCGUGCGAGACGAGUCCGAGCUGGACGACUACGACGUGACGGACGACCUGCGGGAGAUGUGCGUGCAGUUUGGCUACCUGGCGCUCUUCUCGCCGGUGUGGUCUCUCGUCCCCGUCUCGUUCCUGGUCAACAACUGGAUCGAGCUGCGGUCUGACUUUUUCAAGAUCUGCAUCGAGCACAAGCGGCCGACGCCGUUCCGCGCAGACUCGAUCGGCCCCUGGCUGGACUCACUUGGCUUCCUCGCGUGGCUGGGCAGCCUGACGAGCGCGGCCCUGGUCUACAUGUUCUCGUCGACGGCCGGCGGCGAGGCUCCCCCCCACGCCGACAUCAAGGGCUGGCUGCUGCUGCUGACCAUCUUCUUCUCCGAGCACAUCUACCUGCUGGUCAGCCUGGCGGUGCGGGUGGCCAUGUCGAAGGUGGAGACGCCCGACACCCGCCGCGACCGUGCCGAACGCUACCUGAUGCGCAAGGCCCAUCUGGACUGGGCCGGCGGAGUCCAGCGGGGAGAGGAGACGCAGGGCCGGGGCGACAGGCAGGCAGACGGCCGCACGGGGGACGACGAAGAGGCCUACGGGGACGACUACGCGGACGCAGAGAUCGGGCAGAUCACGCGUGCAUCGCUGGAGGAAGACGCACGGAAGUUCAGCAUGCCGGAUGCCACGCCGGCGGAGCUCUUCUGGGCGCGCCAGCGAGGGUGGAGGGAGUCUGCCAGGGUCGGGGCUGCCAUUAUUCAGGCUGAUGCAGACGGCGGUCCGUCUCCCGACAAGAAGACCCAGUAG
Microsporum canis CBS 113480 is the source of this 2238-nucleotide messenger RNA. Its product is annotated as transmembrane protein 16K. Gene Ontology annotation, biological process: chloride transmembrane transport. NCBI's taxonomy places the organism in Eukaryota, Fungi, Ascomycota, Eurotiomycetes, Onygenales, Arthrodermataceae. Bases 1 to 2238 code for a protein of 745 amino acids. Gene Ontology annotation, cellular component: cortical endoplasmic reticulum. The transcript is spliced from 4 exons. The record is from RefSeq and is a predicted model, not a curated record. Gene Ontology annotation, molecular function: chloride channel activity.